UGAUUGUUCCGACGGCAAAGAAAACCUUUCCUUGCUCUUCCAUUUGUGUAUCGGUCCAACACCCGCAACCGAAACAUAAAGAAAGAGACAGAGAAGAUGUCGCAAGUUUCAGCGAUUCCAUCUUCUUCUCCGGGUAAAGGAAGAAGCCACGCGAUCGAACGUCGGUCGGCGGGUUAUCAUCCGAGCAUAUGGGGGGACUACUUCCUUAAAUAUGCUUCUCCCUCCAACUCAGUGGAUGAUGGCCAUGAUCAGGAGGCGGAACAAGAAAUCCAGAAGCUGAAGGACGAAGUGAAGAGGUCGCUAUACGCUAAUGCGGACAAGCCGCUCCUGAAUCUGGACAUGAUUGAUCAAAUACAACGAUUAGGCAUUGCGCACCACUUCGUGAGUGAGAUCGAUCACGUGUUGACACAGCUUAAUGAGACAUGUUUUGUUCGCAACAACGGGGAUCGGGAUAUUGAUGACCUCUACACGGCUGCUCUCCUCUUCCGAUUGUUGCGACAACAUGGCUACCGAAUUUCAUGUGACAUCUUCAACAAGUUCAAGGAUGCCAGUGGAAAGUUCAGUGAGAAACAUGCCGGCGACGUACGGGGAUUACUGAGUUUGUAUGAAGCUAGCCAUUUGAGCGUGCAUGGAGAAGAGGUUCUUGAUCAAGCGCUUUCUUUCAGCUCAACCCAUCUUGAAUCCAUCAAAGAGCAACUAAACCCUCCUCUCGCAACACAAGUCCGCCACGCCUUAAAGCAAACAAUUCGCCGAGGCGUGCCGAGGCUCGAGGCCAGACGAUACAUCUCCAUGUACGAAGAGGAACCUUCACAUAACGAAGUCCUAAUUUUGCUAGCCAAGUUAGAUUUCAACCGCUUGCAAAAGCAACACCAGGAGGAGUUAUCUGAUCUUGCAAGGUGGUGGAUGGGUCUAGACUUCAAGAGCAAGUUACCAUUCGCAAGAGAUAGGCUCGUGGAAGGAUACUUUUGGAUAUUAGGAGUUCAUUUUGAGCCCGACUUAGCGGUUGCUAGAGGAAUGAUGACCAAAGUGAUCGCACUCACUUCAGUUCUUGAUGACAUAUAUGAUGUCUAUGGCACCUAUGAAGAGUUAGAGCUCUUCAGUCAAGCAAUCCAAAGGUGGGACAUCGAUUGCAUAAAUGAACUUCCAGGGUACAUGCAAGUGUUUUACAAAGCACUUAUUGAUGUGUACAUCGAAAUUGAAGAAGGACUGGCUUGCACAGGAAGAUCGUACCGCCUCUACUAUGCGAUAGAAGCGAUGAAAAGGCAAGCGAGAUGCUACUUUGCUGAAGCAAAAUGGCUGCACCAACAACACAAGCCCACGAUGGACGAGUACAUGUCCAUUGCACAGGUAUCCAGUGGUUAUCCAUUGUUAGCCAUCACGUCCUUUGUGGGAAUGCCGGAAACUGUCACGAAAGACGAUUUAGAUUGGUUGUUCAACGACCCAAAGAUCCUCAAGGCUUCAACAGUCAUUUGCAGGCUCAUGGAUGAUUUGUCCACUCACAAGUUUGAGCAAUCGAGACAACAUGCGGACUCGGCAAUGCAAUGUUACAUGAGGCAACACGGCGUCACUGAACGAGAAGCGGAGAACGACCUUCGCAAGCAAGUUGAGGACGCAUGGAAGGACAUGAACGAGGAGUGUCUUCGCCCGACCGCCGUCGCAAUGCCGCUUCUCAUGGGAAUUCUCAACCUCACCCGAGUGAUGGACGUGCUGUACAAGGACGGAGGAGAUCACUAUACCAAUCCUCAUAUUUCGCUGAAAGAUCACAUAAAAUCGGUGCUUAUGGACCCGGUGCAAUAGGUUGGACAUGCAAGUUAGUGAAUUAGAAGUUCAUAAGCUGGACAUUGGAAAACCAGACCGAUAAUUCUAUGGAUGAUGCAUCUGUACGUGUGUACCAUGUUAAUGAAGUGACAUUAAUAGUAUGUUUGAUUGAUUAUUGAA
Molecule: messenger RNA, 1938 nt
Organism: Rhodamnia argentea
Lineage: Eukaryota; Viridiplantae; Streptophyta; Magnoliopsida; Myrtales; Myrtaceae
Product: (-)-germacrene D synthase-like
Exons: 7
Coding region: 97-1797 (566 amino acids)
Biological process (GO): diterpenoid biosynthetic process
Molecular function (GO): terpene synthase activity; magnesium ion binding
Source: RefSeq, a predicted model, not a curated record